This is a messenger RNA of Anolis sagrei ordinatus, 1985 nucleotides long. RefSeq names its product solute carrier family 2, facilitated glucose transporter member 11-like. Gene Ontology annotation, molecular function: hexose transmembrane transporter activity. Lineage: Eukaryota; Metazoa; Chordata; Lepidosauria; Squamata; Anolidae. The record is from RefSeq and is a predicted model, not a curated record. Gene Ontology annotation, cellular component: plasma membrane. Gene Ontology annotation, biological process: monosaccharide transmembrane transport.
AAAAAUGAAAGCAGAACUAAAUAUUAAUUCAUCAGCGAAGCGAAUGGAGAGCAGCUGCUUUUUCUUCUGAAGGAAGGCAUGAAAAAGGGGAGAAGAGCAUGAAAGUCCCCAUUAACAGAAGGAGGAGGAGAAGGAAAAGAAGGGAUGGAGAACCAGGCUCUUCUUCCAGGAGCCUCACAAAAAAUAAGGAAGGGCCCAACGUGGACGCUGUUGGUGUGUGUGUGCGCAGCCGGGAUAGGAGGGACUUUCCAAUAUGGCUACAAUGUGUCCGUCAUCAACGCCCCAACCGAGCACAUCCAGGGCUUCCUGAAUGAGACCUGGCGCGAGCGCUAUGGCACCAACCUCCGACCGGACCUCCUGACCCUGCUAUGGUCAACCGUGGCCUCAGUCUUCUCCCUCGGAGGGCUCUGCGGGGCGCACCUUGGUGGGACCCUUGCCAUACAGAUCGGGCGGAAAGGGGCCCUGCUGGCGAACAAUGGUAUUGCACUGCUGGCGGCGCUAUUGAUGGGACUCAGUUUCCCCACCAGACUUUAUGAGCUCCUCAUCCUUGGAAGGUUCCUCAUUGGAAUCAACACAGGGGUGGGCCUGUGUGUGCAGCCUAUGUACAUUGGAGAGUCCGCCCCGAAGCACUUGCGUGGCGCGAUGGCCAUGGGGUCCUCCAUCUUUCUCACUGGCGGGAUCCUCACUGGACAAGUUGUUGGGCUCCGGGAGCUGCUGGGAGGCCCCACCUCCUUCCCAUUCCUGAUCUCUUCCUGUUGGAUCCCGGCCGUCAUUCAAUUAUUGGUGCUUCCCUGGUUUCCUGAGAGCCCGCGCUUCCUCUUCCUGGACAGAAAGCAAGAGGAAAAAUGCCUCACUGCACUGCGUUCCUUCCAUGGUGGGCGGGGCCUGGUUGGCCAUCUUGAGAUGGAGGACAUCCGCCGGGAGGGGUCUGCUUCUUCCUCCUCGUCAGCCAUCUUGAGGCCGUGGCAGCUCUUCUCUCGGAGGCGUGGCCUGCGCUGGCAGAUCUUCACCAUCAUCUUCCUCACCUGUGGACAGCAGCUCAGUGGCAUCAACGCCAUCUACUUCUACACAGGCUCCAUCUUUGAAGAGGCUGGUAUCCCCAAGGAGAAGAUUCCCUAUGUCACCUUAGGGACCGGUGCCUGCGAGUGCCUCACUGCCUUGACCUGUGGCCUCCUGAUUGAGUUGAUGGGACGCCGGGCGCUGAUCCUGGGUGGCUAUUCCUUGAUGACCCUCUGGUGCGGCCUCAUGACCUUGGCCUUGACCUUCCAGGUGCCUUACCUGAGCAUGGCAUGCCUGUUUGCCUUCAUCCUGAGUUUCGGUCUUGGUCCUGGUGGGGUGACCAACAUCCUGACAAUGGAGCUGUUCACGCAGAAUGCACGUCCAGCCGCCUACAUGAUCGCCGGGUCCGUCAGCUGGAUUAGCUUCUUUACCAUCGGCAUGCUCUUCCCAUUCAUCGUGCGGGGCCUGGGCCCGUACUGCUUCCUGGUCUUCCUGGGGGAGUGUGGGAUGGUGGCCCUCUUCCUCUUCCUCUUCCUGCCGGAAACCAAGGGGCGGAGCUUCCUGGAGAUCCAGGCCUGCUUCCGCCGACGUCGCUAUGCAGAGGGGGCCAAGGAGGAACAGAAGGAGGGCGGCGAGGCCAGCAGGCUCCGCAAGGAGUUCUUCCCCUAAAAGGUAGAUGCCACGGCUGAGGGGGUCGAGGAGCGUCCGGUAGGCCUUGUUCACCAAAGAAGAGUGUUCUUCCGAGAAGCCUCUUUCCACCUAAUAAUAAUUAUUCUUAUUAUUAUUUUAUAAUAAUUAUUAUAAUAAUGUUGUAAUAAUAAUAAUAAUAAUAACAACGUUUUGACCUGCGGCUUGUGGCUGAAGCGGUCUGGGUGGAGGCGGCCCUGCAAGGCCCGGAAAGUCUGCCUCAAAUGGGAAGCGUCCAAUCGGAAGCGGCGCUCGCUGGGGAAACAAACCACCAUUAAACAUUCAAUUCAUAAAAAAGA